Megalobrama amblycephala (Wuchang bream) is the source of this 2519-nucleotide messenger RNA. Its product is annotated as DLA class I histocompatibility antigen, A9/A9 alpha chain-like. The transcript is spliced from 7 exons. Lineage: Eukaryota; Metazoa; Chordata; Actinopteri; Cypriniformes; Xenocyprididae. Gene Ontology annotation, biological process: immune response. The coding region runs from base 293 to 1384 and encodes 363 amino acids. The record is from RefSeq and is a predicted model, not a curated record. Gene Ontology annotation, cellular component: external side of plasma membrane.
AUUCAGGUAGCGACUUCAACGAGGGGGUUAUAAUUUUGCAGACCCCCUAAAAAAAGUGAUUAGCUCCGUAAUCUGUACACGACUUCAUGACGUCUUCAGUCGCCUUUAACAGAAUAAUAACACAAUCCAGUAGUUCCGCAUAGUGACUGAUGACUCGAUGAUCGAGUGGGCGGGGCUUCUUUAGUUCAGGUGCGUUCAGACAGGUGUGUUGAGAAGAAAAGACACCCGCUUCAACUGGCUUUCUAGAAAGAUGAUUUAAAAAUAAGACUGUUGCUGAUAUGUUAAGACAAACAUGCGAUCCUCUGUGAUUCUACUACUCGUUGGGAUUUCUCUCGCAUUUGCCGGAAAACACUCUCUAAAAUAUUUCUACACUUCUGUGUCUGGAGACAAGACGUUCACUGCAACUGGUCUGGUUGAUGAUGUUCAGUUUAUGUACUUUGGUAUCAACACAAAGAAAGCUUCACCAAAAACAGAAUGGGUGAGAGAGAUUGAAGAAUCAGAUUACUGGAAGAGACAGACACAUUUAUUGGUUGAACAACAUCACUGGAUUUUAAACACCAUCUGGACAGAGUCAGCAGGUGAGCACACAUACCAGAUAACCUACGGCUGUGAAUGGAACGAUGAAACUGGGAAAACAAAUGCGUUCCGUCAAUAUGGAUAUGAUGGAGAGGAUUUCCUGUUUCUGGAUUUGAAGAGGGAUGAAUGGAUAUCUCCAGUGAAGCAAGGAUUCAGGACUCAAGAGAGGUGUAACAAUGAAACCAUCCGUCUUGUGCACUGGAAAAACUACCUUAAAAUGGAUUGUAUUGAGACUUUGAAGAAGCUCCUGACGCUUGGAAAGAGCAGCCUGGAGAAAACAGUCUCUCCUCAGGUGUCUCUGUUACAGAAGAACGCCUGCUCUCCAGUGUUGUGUCACGUCACACACUUUUAUCCCAGUGAUAUUACAGUCACCUGGAUGAGAAACGGACAAGAGCUUAAGAAUGUGAAGGUUGGGAAACUUCUUCCCAAUGAGGACGGCACCUUCCAGAAGACUGUGACCCUCCAGACUGAAGCUGAUGAGUGGAGGAAGAAUGAGUUCAGCUGUGUGGUGAAACACCAGAGCAAAACCUUCAGAAAGACUCUGACAGAGAAGGAAAUCAGGACUAAAAAUAAAACAGCUGCUCCGUUUGACGUGACUGUUGUUGUUGUUCUUGUGGCGGUGAUUCUGUCACUGUCGCUCAUCAUUGGUGUCAUCGGAUAUUUUGUAUAUCAAAGGAAAUUGAAGCCAGCGCUUUCAGGUUCUGCGUCAAAAUGCUGGCUCAGUUUUUGCCGUAUUUCAGGAUAUGUUACUGCCAACACGUCUCCCAGUGACUCUGAAAACACAAGUCAGUCAUCAACAGAAUCUUGAGACGUGAGUUACAGUUCAUUGAUCACUGCAGCCGUCUGGAGCAGACGAAGUGAUCUUCAUUCAUCACAUCAUUUAUUCACUAUGAAUAUCAAUGUACGGUUUUAUUUUUUAUCGUUAUGUCUCUUUCUUGGAUAUAUUUUUAACAAAUUACCUUUUAUUAUAAAAUGUACAUAAUAUGUAUAUAACUUUAUCUAACAGGGUUACUGAGGGCCUUUCAUAACUGUGAUUAUUCAUUUAGCCUCGCUGUCAAUAUGUGCUUAUAGUUUACUGUUUAUUGAUAUGUCGCUUUAAUAUACAUCUUUUGAGUGAUUUAUAAUAAAGUUAUUAAUCAAUAUUUAUCUUUCUAAUUAUUAAAUGAUUUGAAUAACUUCUGUUAAAGGUGCAGUGUGUAAAUUUUAUUGCGCAUCUAGCGGUGAGAUUGCGAACUAACGGCGCUCACCCCUCCCUUUCUAAGCAAAAUAGAGAAGCUACGGUGGCCGUCUGGUCAACUCAAGACAGAUACAGCAGAGAGUAUGUUAGCUAGUCAAGCAGUGAAUCUACAACUAUUUCGACUGCUACUUCUUCUUUGUGCGUAAUCAACAUUAGUGACGAUGCAAGCUGCCUCUAAAAACAUGAACAUUUUAGAAGAAGAACAACAUAGUGAUGAAACACGCUCUGUGGAGCAGUUUGUCCAUUUAGGGCUACUGUAGAAACAUGGCGCAAAAUGGCGAUUUGAAAUGGACCCCCAGUGUAUGUAGAUAGAAAUGGCUCAUAAAAACAUGACGGUUCAUGCACUAAAAACAUAGUUAUGUAUAUUAUAUUGCAUUUCUGUCAAGAGUUCCUCCCAAAUUUUACACACUGCAUUUUAAAAGAAUUUAUUUUACUUUGUCAUCUUCAAACACUAGAGAAUAAUGAUGAAUAUUGUCUGUACCUCUCACUGCGAGACAUAUCAGUAUGUUUUGGGGAAGUGUCCUGUUCAACAUCAGCCUUGAAUUAUCAGUGUAUGUGUGUAUGUGUAUAUCUUUGUAUGUGUGCUGCUUCUCUUGUUUCCUCAUGUUGGCUCCUAGAAGAGCAGUUCUGUGUCCUCAGAGGGUCACUCUGUGCCUAAACCUGGUGUCAUCUGUAUAAUAAAUGGAGACAUGCUUAUGUCUAUCAA